UGCUCUCAUCCCAGCUGAAGUGCAAGUUGGAGAGGUUCUGGAGGCUCGUUUGCUACUACCUAGGGUAGGAGGGCUGGCGGUAUUCACUUCAGUGCCCCUCUGCAGCCCUUUGGCGUGUUAUCUGUCUUAUUGCUUUGGCCUUGGUAACUGCAGUCCGCUGAGCGUGCAGCAAGGAGGUGCAGCACGGGAUUUCAGCACCGGAGCUGUCCAUUCCUAGCAGUGAAGUGCAGUCUGCAGCACAAAUUACACCGUAUCAGUUUCACUACGGCACGACACGUCCUUGUUUGUGGAAGACUGGAUUCCAGAUUUAUGGGUUAUAUUUAUUCUACAAGAAGACAAGCUGCACAUUGAAAUGCUAUUUUGACUUUUCUAAAUCCGAACGAGAGAAAGCAAGCCAGAGCAACACUUAAAAAAGUCAGCCAUGGGGGUGCUGAUGUCUAAGAAGCAGAGUGUGGAGAAGGUUCAGAAGGUCAGCGUGGUGGUGUCUGCCUUCAAGGAAGGUCUGAAGGACAGACCCCCACCAGCCCGCAGACCUGAGGCUGCAGAGGCCGUUGAGGAGAAGCCCGUCGAGAGUGCAGCCGUGCAGGAGGAGGUGCAGGUGAAGCAGGGGCCCUCCACCACCCAGUCUCUUCCCAGGGAAGAGGGCAAAGACAAUGAGGCUGCCUGGUCCAGACUGCGGGACGGACGGGGGGUGGAGCCAGAGGAGUUGGAAAGAGCCAAUCAGCUCACCCCUCCGGCCUUCGUCAGGCCAAAACGAGACGUCAACGACGAUAAAGCCAUAGACAUCAGACUGGAGCAGUGGGAGCAGCCUGUGAAUGAUGAGAUGUGUGAGAUUUGCGAGGUGUGGACCGCGGAGGACCUCUAUCCCUGUCGUGUCUGUACCCGGGUGUUCCACGACGGCUGCCUGCGGGAAAUGGGCUACCUGCACAAUGACAGUGUGCAGGAGAUCACCGAGACGGCACACACCUCCAUGGGCUGGAGCUGCUACUACUGUGACAACAUCAACCUGCUGCUGACAGAAGAGGAGGUGUACAGCCUCAUGGAGACCUUCAAGCAGUGCAAAAUAAUCCCAGAGUCCAGCCUGGGGUCUGAUGACUUCCUCAGCUACAAGCACUUUGUGUCGAGGCAGCUGUUCGACGAGCAGAUGACUGAAGAGAUGGAGGAGCUGGAACUGGGGCAGUUCUCUGCCCUGGACCCUGAGAAGAGGGGGCAGAUCGAGUGGGCGGACUUCCUGUACCAUGAGUCCAUCAGGGUGCUGGAGAAGUUCCGCAGCCAGAACUCUCUGGUGCGUUUGCUGACUGCGAAGGAGAGGGAGCGAGCGAGGGCCUCCUUCACUGCCCUCGACCAGGACAAGGACGGCCUCAUCACAGGGGGCGAGUCAAAGAAAGCACAGCACACCUGGUUCCGCAAGCACACCAAGGAGUCCCAGUCCUGCAAUGUGAGACUUGUUGGACUGUGUUCACCUGUGUUGAAUUUCAGCAUCAGCCAUGUGGGUCCGAUAUCUGAGAGCAGCCCGGCAAGCUCUGGCAGCGGGAAGAGCCGAGAUCAGGAUGAAAACAGACAAGUGGACUGGCUGGAGUUUCUGAAGGAAAAUGCCAUCUACAUCUUGGCAGCUCGUCCGAACAGCGGGGCUGUACACCUGCGGCCGCCACUGUAACCCAGAGGAGGCUGCUCAAGACCUGAGGAAGAGAUAACUCCACAUGCUCCAGCACAGGAAAAUGCAAGGAACACAAACAAACAAGCGAAGAAAAAAGGCACAACUUACACAGGCAUUUCUGUUCACUGCAAGGAGGCUGCAACCUGCGUAUUAAUUUGAGAUUCAAGUUAAAUAUUGACUGAUUGCUUUAAUGAGUGUGCUGGCCGGGGCCAGCACAGGUACAAAAGCUAACGGAAACAUUACUGUAUGUAUCUUUUAUUUAUGUGUUCAUUUAUUUAUUCUGACAUGGGUCGAUUUGUCUGUGCCACCCAAGUCUAGCACAGUUGUAUCUCAUUAGCACAGACGCUAAAUCCAAGAGAAACAGAACAUCCAUUAGAACCCAUUUUAUACGAACAACUGGUAAAUUGUCAUGUAAAUGCCUGUUUGAUUUGAUACUGUUGAAGGUUGGGAGAAAACGAUUGCUGUAGUGAUUCAGAUAAAGGGGGUUUACUGUAGACGUGAGUGAAGACGCGUAUAAAAUAACAUUAACCUUCACACUGAUUGUGUCAUAUAUACAUAUUUAUAUAUACAUGUAUAUCUUUCUCAGAACCUCGCUGUUUGUGAAAAAAUGAAAUGUGACUGCUUAUGAAACCCAAUUUAAAACAGACCCCUGUAGAAUAUAUAUAUAUAUAUAUAUAUAUAUAUAUAUAUAUAUAUAUAUAUAUAUAUAUGUGACAACGUAGUCUCUGUUUAGUCAUCAACAAUGUUGAGUCUAAGACCAAUCAUAGUCCACUUGUUUGUUGUUCACAGACACUGGGUGGGUAGCACACUCAGGGUAGCUCAAUUAUAUCCUUAAAAUCAUUUUAGACUUGAUGUUGAAAAAGUAAAAAGCAAGCGGCAAAAAAAUGUCCAUCUAAAAAACUAUUCCUUAUUGUUUAAAAGCACGAAACACACAACGCGUUUCGACAAUACAUGUCUUCAUCAGGUGUUGAGAAUUAAGAAUAACAUGAGGUGAAUCCAAUAUAUAAGUCAGUAAAUGAAGCCAUUCAGAUUGAAUAGGUAAUUGAAUCAUUAAUGAAAAGCACACAAUUCAAGUUAAUUGGUUCUGACAUAUACUUCAAUGAAUAUGAUAGAUGUAAAUAUCAAGAUUCAUUCAAUAGGAGUGCAACUACAUAAAGGUGAAGGAACUCAAAGGUGACUCAGAAUAUAUAUCUGUAUUUAAACCUGUAUUACAUAUAGUCUAUAUCUCAAAUUCAAUACAUAUGAAACAUCCAUUAGAGUGGAUUAGCAUAGAUUGUUACAGUAAUAAUGCAUUGGUUAUACAUGCUUUAGAAACUCACAUUUUUUCAAAUAGUAUAUUGCGAUUUACAGAAAAUAAUUAAGUGUCUCGUUUAGACCAUAAGGUUCCAUGGAUUUAAGUGUAUAAAUCUAAUAAGCUUCUCUUUGUAACAAAUUAUUAACGAUAUUGCAACCUCUCUCCGAAAGGCAUACUUUUUCAAUUCCAAUCAAUCUAAGGCUAGAAACAGAGCCAUGAUUACAUUUAAUAUAAUGUCUCGCAAUCGCAUAGUCCAUGUUGGAGUUAUGUAUAGCUGCCUUAUACGUAUUUGUAAUUGUCUUUUAGUUUGUCCAACAUAGACUAGGGCACUCUCACAUUUCAGUGAAUUUUUGGUAGAGUAUAAAACACUGGAGUGAUAGGGUAUUCCACUUUAAAAAUUCCCAUUGGGUCUGAGUAAUCACAUUACUUUCUAUCACUAUAUUUAACAGACCAUCUCUAUUUUCUCUGAAUUCAAUUAGUGGAUCAUUGCUGAGUGCUCUAUAAAACUCUACGUUAUGUAGCUGUCUUAGAGUUUCAGCAAUAUAAUCAUCACUAUUCUGGAUUAUAAUCGAACCCCCUUUAUCGGCAGGUUGAAUUACAUGGUGCUCACAAAGAAUGCAUUGUAGCAGACACCUGAGAACAGAUACAUUGGGCAGUGGUAACAGGGCUUAAAAGUGCUGGGAGUGACUGUGUUUUCCAGACAGUGGAUAAAAAACAGCUGUCCACCUGUAUCAGAAACUGUAUCCAGAGCCACACGAGAGAGAUGAUGAAAAUCAACAUUAGGGAAAUGAAAUAUGAAUUUGGGUGGUCAGGACUGUUUUGUGUUAAAACUGUAAACCUAAAAUGUAAUGAGAUUGAGAUUAGAUUUUAAAGGGCAACCCUUUUUAUUAUGUGAUGGUUUUCUUCGAGGGACCCAGCUGUAGUUUAACUAGAUGUUUUUUUAUGAGUUUGAUGAUCAUCAAAGUUGAUGGAUUCAAAGCCCAGGUCACAAAGAUCCAUCUAUAAACAAGAGUUAUGUAACUGCAAAGUUAUGUAACUGUAAAUUAUGCCAUUUGUUGUUUUUAGACCCAGGCAUACAGAUCAGUCCUUGAAGUGAAGAAUAUAAUAAUACAUUGAUGUGAUGAUACAUACAUGUAUGAUUGCUGAAUCAAUAAGUUACAUGUACAGCAGAUUAUAAAUGUCUAACCUCUGCUAAAGGAACACAUUCUGCAGAACAGAACAUGUCCAAUCUACACUCUACGUCUCAAGAUCACAGCUGAUUCUUCAAUCAACCCCUUUCCCACGCUCCUAAACGCUUUGACUGCUGCACUCCACCGAACCCUUAAAGCAUCAAGAAGCAGCCCUGUGACACCAUGUAUAAAAAUAUUCAUGUUGCUGCAAAAUAACGCUGUAUGUAAAGAAAGCAUUUACAAAGCCAAUAAAGACGAUGUGAAUUACAUAACUGCAAA
Messenger RNA from Acipenser ruthenus (sterlet), 4399 nucleotides. RefSeq names its product PHD finger protein 24-like. The transcript is spliced from 9 exons. The coding region runs from base 422 to 1657 and encodes 411 amino acids. NCBI's taxonomy places the organism in Eukaryota, Metazoa, Chordata, Actinopteri, Acipenseriformes, Acipenseridae. The record is from RefSeq and is a predicted model, not a curated record.